This is a messenger RNA of Pocillopora verrucosa, 891 nucleotides long. NCBI's taxonomy places the organism in Eukaryota, Metazoa, Cnidaria, Anthozoa, Scleractinia, Pocilloporidae. The record is from RefSeq and is a predicted model, not a curated record.
UUUUUAGUCCAAACAACUCAGUCUACAGUCCACGCAACUCAUUCUACAGACAGUGAUAAGAAAGGUACUGCCAUUAUUGCAGCUGUCCUCUCUACAAUAGUUGCAAUUGUUCUGAUUGGCUUGAUAGUUUUCUAUUGUCGUCGUCGCCCUUUACCUCCAACGUUAGAUCUGGAAUUUGAGUACGACGCGUUCAUUAUAUUCAGUUCCGAGGACUCACAGUGGGUGAUAAACACCCUAAUUCCAACCUUGGAGGAAAACCAUGGAAUGAAGUGUUGUGUGCACUACCGAGAUAUUACCCCCGGAGUAACUUUUAGGAAAAAUAUGGUGGAUAGCGUUUACAAGUGCAAGAAAACCAUCGCCGUUGUGUCCACUCACUUUUUCAACAGUAAGUAUUGUGGGUAAGAACUGGAUUACGCCCUUCAUCGACUUAUGGAAAAGAGAGAUGAUAGUUUAGUUGUCAUCAAGAUCGAUGAUGUUGACAGAAGGAAGCUUCCUAAGGAACUUCAAAAACGAAGUUACAUUGACUACGCAAAGUCAGUUGAAAAGGAAAGCUGGGAAAAGAAGCUGGUUGAUUGUUUAAGUUACAAAUAGGUUUAAUAUAAUAUUAAGUUUAACUGCAAUAACUUUGCAAAAGUGCACAUAAACGCUUUUCAUUGUUUUCGUAUCAUGCCUUAUCUAAUCAAAAGGGGGGGGGGAAGUCAGAAAGUCAGAAAUUCAGAAAUUUGUCGUGACUUCACAUUAGUAGAAGUUAGGGAUACCAAGUAUUGAGAGAAAUCAAAGUAAUCGCGGGUUGAAAUGUCGUGUCACGUUCACGCUCUUGCUCUGAAUCACUGUAAGCCUUCUAUUCUCUAACUGUCUGCCUUCAACAGAAUAACGAUAACACGCUUCACG